AACACUUUUCUCACACCUUUUUAAUUCUCCAUCCCUCUCUAGAUCCGAAAAUCGGCGGCGUCUCCUGUUCUAGUUGUUCUUCACUACCAUAUUUCUCUACCUUCUCUUCCAAAGCAUGGUUGCCUGGUUGAGCGGCUUUGGUGCCUCCGCCACGCGCUGCCUUCGGCUUUGCAACGGUGCUCGAUCUACCAAUUGCUGUUCCGGGCCGGGUAUCGGAUCCCGAGCUACUUUCUUCCCCAGAGGGGCAGAAGCUAAUUGCUGUUCCGGGCCGGGUAUCGGACUCCGAGCUAAAAUUCUUCCAAAGAUUCUAUAUUUUUGUCUUUUUAUAAAUUUUCUCUGGAUUUUGUUUUGUUAAACUGUCAAUUAUUUGGAAAGUUGUUUAUUUUGGUUAGAGAGGCGGAAGCUGGCAAGAUUUAUUCCAGGGAAAAUAUGAGAAUCCCGGGUGCCCCGCCUACGGGGAAGAAGCUAUUCAAACCCUACGCAAAUCUUUUGUGUGAACGCUCAGGUUACUAUGGGCUACCUGAUCCCAACAUAUAUGAGAGAAAAUGCACAGCAUUGUCAUCAUGCUUACAACAUUGGAAGGCAGACCUCUGCCCUAAGCCGAAGCCGAAGCCUGACAUUUUUGUCUAUUCCCUUGAUGAUAAUCUUCGUAAAUGUUUUGUUGCAUAUUCCCUUGAAGAGGAUGGCAUCAUCUCACCCAAGUAUUACAUAUAUCCUCCCAGUUUUCUAGCUAAAGGUUAUUCCUUCACUGGGUGUAGCUGUGAUGGUCUCCUUCAUUUUCAUGAUAACAGGUUGGGUCAUGUUCUAUGGAACCCAACAACGACUGAGUAUAAGAUCCUUCCUAAGCCCUUUCUGGAACUCCCUCCUGGCCUUGAAUAUGCGCGUGUAUCAUUUGGAUUGUGGUCUGAUCCUAGAUUUGAAGAUUACAAAAUGCUGUAUACUGUUAAAGGAAGUUUGAAAGAUGAAAAACGGCAUUUUCUUGGGAGUAGUUAUCACAUUGACUUGUAUUCACUCAAAACUAAUUCCUGGAAGAGAAUACCAUGCACUGAGUUUGGUUCUUUUAGUGGGUUUGCUUGUGCUGAAGUCAUGUCUUCUGAUAGUCAAAACAUAUCUGGCCAAUCCUAUGGAUCAGGCUCUCAGCCCUCUUCUUCUUCCCACUCUGAAUCUUCUUCUCCCCCUGCCACUCCUUUGAUUCGCCGCCCCCCUCACCAGUCCAGCUCUCAGGCCGGGGAAAUAGUUGCCCAGGAGCCUGUCCCCUUGACCCAACUGCCUGGUCGAUUCAACCCCAAGGUCCUCAGUUGGGAUCAAUGGGAAAAACGAUUGGGGUCGCUGGGUUACCUAGCCCUUGACUCAGGACCGGUCUUCAAAGAGUCUUUUAGGGUUACAAAGAAGGUCUUGGCGGAGGUACGCUCUGUCCUUCCACCGGGCUAUAAAGUCCUUUCUAAAACCACCUGGCCCAAUAUUAUUGAACCCCACAUAGGAACCCAGUUGGGUUUCCACGUUGCUUCUCUGGAGGGCGGCAUUAUUUUUCCUCUCCGUCCCCUCCUUGUCGAAAUCUGUAACAAGUUCCAUAUUUUGCCCGGUCAAUUAACUCCCAAUGCUCACCGGUUCUUAAAUUGUUUUGUUAAUAUUUGUGAAUCUCUGAAUAUCAAUCCCUCCCUUGAACUCUUCCUUUAUAUGUAUGACGUCUUGCCCGGGACUAGCAACUGCCUGGGCUUUAUUUAUCUCCAUUCUCGAGCCUCCUCUAGAGGGUUUAUAACCGGGCUUCCCCCCAGCCAUAAGAAAUGGAAAAAGGGAUUUGUCUUCAUUGAAUUUCCCCCUGACCAAUUUCCUUUCACUAACCCUGAGUGGGCUGACCGGGUUAUGAAUCUUGAAAGGAUUCACCUGGAGCCCACUAAAGAGCUUGAGGACGCCUGUGAGAAACUUCUCAAGGGUAAUCCUGUGACCGGGAAACCAUAUGCCUACGGGGGAUGGGUGUACCGGUUAAAAAAUCUAGAUGGGGGUGUAUCUGCGACCCAUGACGCAAAAGAUGACCGGGCUAACUCCCUGGAAGAUCAUGCUGAGGCCAGUUCUCCUCAUCCUGCAAUGAAAGGUAGGUUAGUACUACAACAAAAGACUUACUUGUGGCAACAACUCAACAAUCCCGACGGCGGACCGUUCCCGACCGACGGCGGAUCAUUCCGGAAAAGAUCCACCGUCGACGCCGAGGUUGAGGUUGACGAGACUAUCGGUUCUACCGAUCAAAUGCCUCCCUUCAACGUUGCGGGUUCCGAUGACGAAGACCCCAUUCCACGGCCGAUCGGAAGAAAGAAGGCAAAAUCCAUUGCCUCUGGUUCGGGAGGGUCCGCCUCUUUUUCCGCUUCUCCAGCGACGAAAUCGGCCUAGCAAUGGUUGAACAACUUCGGGCGUUCAAUCUCCAAGAAAAGGAGAGGUUGAAGCUAAAGGAGAAGGAGUUGAAGAUAAAGGAGCAAGAGACCGAGAUGCAAGUCAUGCAAACCGACCCCGAGACGUUGUCGGAGUUUGGACGAAUGAUCUACGAGCAAAGAAAGAGAGAGAUCAAGG
This is a messenger RNA of Cuscuta campestris, 2562 nucleotides long. The record is from the annotation of a GenBank genome assembly. NCBI's taxonomy places the organism in Eukaryota, Viridiplantae, Streptophyta, Magnoliopsida, Solanales, Convolvulaceae.